AUCAAAGAAGAUAAGGAGAAGCAAGGGAGGGAAAUGGUUGGAAGCUGUGCCAGUUUACCUUUGGCCAUUGUUGGGCUUGGAGGGCUUUUGGCAACAAAAGAGACAUUGAUUGAGUGGGACAUGGUGAACAGAAAUAUCAAGUCAUAUUUGGCCAGAACUAAAGGCCAUGAGCAAGCAAGAUUAUCUGAGGAUGAGAUAGAAGGAGAUGAAACAGUGGAGGAUGUUGCAGAAGGCUACCUACAUAGUUUGAUCAACAGGUGUAUGGUUCAAGUUGGAGUGAGGGGUUCAACUGAAACAAUUAUAACUUGUCACCUUCAUGACCUUACACGUGAUCUUUGCUUGUCAAAGGCAAGACAAGAAAGUUUCAAUGACAUAAUUGACCACUGGCAUGGGAAUGAGACCCUUGGUGCUCUUCCAUCAUCCAUUGAAACAAGAUCAAUCAGAAAGAGUCGCAGGCUUUCGAUUCUUUUGAGGGAAGAUGUUGAUGAUCUUAUUCUGCCGCAAUACAAGAAAAAUCCCAACCUGAGAUUGCUAAAAGUCUUGGAUCUUGAAGGAAUUAAAGGACCUGAGGUGAAGUUACCAGGAGAUAUAGGAACUCUGACACAGCUGAAGUUUUUAAGUAUAAAGAAAACUCGUAUAAGAAAGUUGCCAUCAUCUCUGGUCAAUCUGGUGUUCUUGGAAACCCUGAAUUUGCAAACCAUAAAUAAGUUUUCUUGGGAAUCAACUGUACAAUUGCCAGAUGUAUUAUGGAAGAUGGUAUGGUUGAGACAUCUAUAUCUUCCAAAGUGGUGUGGUGAUAUAACUGAUAAGUUGCAGCUGGCAAAUUUGAUCAACUUGCAGCCCCUUGUGAACUUUCCUGCUAACAAAUGUGAUGUUAAAGAUCUUCUCAGGUUGGCCAAUCUCAGGAAACUUGUACUAAAUGAUGCCAGAAACUUUGGAAACUUUGUCAAAAUUUUUGAUCCUCCAGGAAACACAUUACAGUUCCUUAUAUCCUUGUCUUUGAAGACUGAUAUUCUCUCCUUUCCUGAUAAGGUUGUUGAUCUAAGGCAGCUAUUAUUAGGCUGUCCUCAUCUUUGCAAGCUGCACAUAGAAGGGCGGAUAGAGAACCUACCUGAGUACCAUGAGUUCCCUCCCUACCUUGCCAAGUUAACUUUGUGGGGAUCUAGACUUCAGGAAGACCCAAUGAAGACUUUGGAGAAGCUGCAAAACUUAAGAUACUUUAGCGGGUGGGAAGUGUUGGUUGGAAAGCUAAUGGUUUGCUCAAGAGAAGGUUUUCCCCAACUCAAGACCUUACUCCUUCAUGCCCUUCCCAAUUUAGAGGAGUGGACAGUGGAGGAAGGAGCCAUGCGUGGUCUGGCUCCUCUAGGAAUUUCAGAUUGCUAUAAACUAAAGAUGGUUCCUGAAGGCUUGAUGUUCAUCACUACUCUAAAGUAAUUGGAGAUUAGAUGGAUGACUAGAGCAUUCAAAAGUCUCCUUCAAGAAGAUGGAGAGGAUAUCUACGAAAUCCAGCAUGUGCCUUCCAUUGUGUUUCUAAAUUGAGAAGGGUGAUCAUUAGGUAAGUAAAUGAUCCUAGUAGAG
Rubroshorea leprosula is the source of this 1578-nucleotide messenger RNA. The record is from the annotation of a GenBank genome assembly. Lineage: Eukaryota; Viridiplantae; Streptophyta; Magnoliopsida; Malvales; Dipterocarpaceae.